Messenger RNA from Oncorhynchus mykiss (rainbow trout), 2495 nucleotides. Its product is annotated as voltage-dependent calcium channel gamma-4 subunit-like. NCBI's taxonomy places the organism in Eukaryota, Metazoa, Chordata, Actinopteri, Salmoniformes, Salmonidae. Gene Ontology annotation, molecular function: channel regulator activity; voltage-gated calcium channel activity. The record is from RefSeq and is a predicted model, not a curated record. Gene Ontology annotation, biological process: calcium ion transmembrane transport; neurotransmitter receptor internalization; transmission of nerve impulse. Gene Ontology annotation, cellular component: voltage-gated calcium channel complex; AMPA glutamate receptor complex; postsynaptic density membrane.
GAAACUAUGAAUGGCCAAACAUGUGGGCUGUUUGCGCGCGUCAGAUCAGUGUGGACACCGAUUUCUCUCCCGUUCGGAUCACUCAAGCUGGCUGUCACACGGAGUGAGCGCUACAGCUCCAAGUGAACAUUGGGAUCCAGUGUCACCCAUAGUCAACACGUAGCCCACGUCUCAGAUCCUUGGAGAGGAGAGAGGAGCGAGCAAAGCGCAGUGGACAUGCGGUAUGACCAGAUGACCCGCCGCGCCGUGACGCUCUCCAGGUGUGUGUAGACCGGGCUCUGUUGAAUAAUAUGAAGCGCCAUGGCGUGGUGUGACCGUGGGGUUCAGACACUGCUGGCUACCGUGGGGGCUUUCGCCGCUUUCAGCCUCAUGACCAUAGCCAUAGGGACGGACUACUGGCUGUACUCACGGGCAUACAUAUGCAACGCAACCAAUGCCAGUACGGAUGACACCCAGUCACAACCCAAGAAGGCAAGGGGAGAUCUUACGCACUCUGGGCUGUGGAGAAUAUGUUGUAUUGAAGGGAUUAACGUAGGGAGCUGUUACCGUAUCAACCACUUCCCAGAUGAUAACGACUAUGACACAGACAGCUCAGAAUACCUCCUGCGUAUUGUGCGGGCGUCCAGUGUGUUUCCUAUCCUCAGCACCUGUCUGUUGAUGCUGGGGGGGCUGUGUUUGGCCGUGGGACGUAUCUAUAGCAACAGGAACAGCAUCCUGCUUAGCGCCGGCAUCCUGUUCGUAGCCGCAGGCCUGAGUAACAUCAUUGGCAUCAUUGUCUACAUCUCUAGCAACGCCGGCGACCCCAGUGACAAGCGGGAUGAGGACAAGAAGAACACCUACAGCUACGGCUGGUCCUUCUACUUCGGAGCUCUGUCCUUCAUUGUGGCCGAGAUGGUGGCCGUCCUGGCUGUCAACAUCUACAUCGAGAAGAACAAGGAGGUCCGCUUCCACGCUCACCGCGACUUCAUCCGCUCCAUGUCCUCCUCCUCACCCUACUCACGCAUACCCAGUUACCGCUUCCGCCGGCGGACACCCCACUCCAGCUCGCGCUCCUCUGACGCUUCGCAGGAGCACUCCCCGGCGAGGCUGAAGGGUGGGACCUCAGCAACGGGGCCGUUGGGAGAAUUGACCAUGUACACGUUGACCCGUGAGGGGGGUCUGAAAGGGGGCGUGACGGAGAACGCAUACAGCCCCGAGCACGGCUCAGGCGAUUUCCUGCAGUUGCACAACUGCUUCCCCAAUGACCUGAAGGACGGGGUCAACCGGCGGACCACGCCCGUGUGAGAAGAGCUUUAGACGGGCCGGUGGAGUGAGGAGGCCCCCCUGAUGUGGAUGGAGGAUGGAGGUGGGCCUUUGGGGAUGGAGGACCCCAUGGUAGCCCGUCACACUGGAGAAUCAGAGUCAGAGUCCGCAGUUCCAGGGAAAGACGGAGCCAGUGAAAAGACAAAGCCCCUCCUCAGUGAAAAACAACAUGAGGACGAGGACUGAGGACAUGGACAGAGAUAUAAGGUUAGAAAAUGUUGCCCGUGACAUGGUUUCUAAGGGUCACUGGACAUAAAGAGUGCUUGCUUCUUUCCUGGUGUUCCUUUGUGCUUUUUGACUGCAACAGACUAGUCACCAUCAUUGUUUGUGUCGUACACUACAAAGAAAAAAACCAUUCCCUUUCAAAUGUGUCCUUGAACCGCGUAAAAGAGAAGAGAGUGGAAUGUCCUCUUGUUGAUGGAUUUUUAUUGCCAAUGUGUGUUGGGAAACUGUUGAGUGAAUUGUUCAAUGUACAACAUUUCACACUAUUUUACCUGCUUUAGGUAUCGAACACAGUUCAGCUAAAUGUAUUGUCCAACCUGAAGCCCUCUGUCACCUUUGCAUGCUACUGUAUAGCCUACUGGAGUAGAGCUCGGUGUCUCUGUGUUAUCUGUUAGUAGCUACUGUGUGUCACUGUCAGUUUAAUAGAGAAAUAAAACCCAAGGAUUGAGUUCUCAACAAAGACAUUCUUUUGUAUCUGGGAAAAACUAAAGGGACAUGACUGACCAGCGAACCCAUGUUAAACUUAAUUGGUUGUAGUUAGGUUAGGUGAGGGUUAAGGUUAGGAGUUAGAGUUACAGUGGGGCAAAAAAGUAUUUAGUCAUCCACCAAUUGUGCAAGUUCUCAUCUUUUUAAGUGGGAGAACUUGCACAAUUGGUGGCUGACUAAAUACUUUUUUGCCCCACUGUAUGUUAUAUCAUGCCCCUUUUUUUCCUGCAACCAUAGUCAUUUAAUUCUAGACACUUCUAUGAUUAAAUGACCAUCUGUUAUAUAAAAAAAGCACAUCCAAACGACUGCUAAUUUCCGGAUUAAGAAUGUGUUGUUGUACAUUUUCAAGUUUAGAAGGGAAAUAGCACCUUUGAAUGUGCAUACACUGAAUGUACAAAACUUUAAGAACACCUGCUCUUUCCAUGACAUACACUGACCAGGUGAAUCCAGGUGAAAGCUAUGAUCCCCCAUUGAUGUCACCUGUU